Molecule: messenger RNA, 1589 nt
Organism: Triplophysa dalaica
Lineage: Eukaryota; Metazoa; Chordata; Actinopteri; Cypriniformes; Nemacheilidae
Gene: foxi3a
Product: forkhead box I3a
Exons: 2
Coding region: 106-1170 (354 amino acids)
Biological process (GO): anatomical structure morphogenesis; regulation of transcription by RNA polymerase II; cell differentiation
Molecular function (GO): DNA-binding transcription factor activity, RNA polymerase II-specific; RNA polymerase II cis-regulatory region sequence-specific DNA binding
Source: RefSeq, a predicted model, not a curated record
GGUGUCAGGUUGUGAUGCACCUGACCCAUCUACCUGUGUCAGACAUAGACACAGAACGACACAAGGUGUUUUCUCCAUCCUGCUGAGAGAAGAAAAACGGACAACAUGACGUCAUUUGUACCCCAAGCCCUUUCCCCCCAGUUCCACAACAUGGGGCAGGAAUCUCUGGACUACAGCCUGUACAGCGACAGCUUCUACAGUGCUCAACCGUUGCCGAGUCCACAGCAAACCCUGCCGUCGGCUCAUGACUUUGGAGACUAUGUCAGCCCGGCCUCGAACCCUUACCUGUGGUUCAAUGCACCUGGGCUCAGUUCAGCUCCCGGUCUUAGCGGAGGGCCUCAACAUUACAAUAUGACAAAGCCUUAUUUACCCACAGGAAAACUUGGAGGGACUGAAAGCAGCUUUGGAUGGUUUUCAAUGCCUUCCCAAGAAGAUCUGAUGAAACUGGUCAGGCCUCCCUAUUCGUAUUCAGCACUUAUUGCGAUGGCAAUACACGGAGCCCCCAACCGUCGUCUCACUCUCAGUCAGAUCUACCAAUACGUGGCCGAAAACUUUCCCUUUUACAACAAGAGCAAAGCCAGCUGGCAGAACUCAAUCCGACAUAACCUAUCGCUCAACGACUGCUUCAUGAAAGUGCCCAGAGAUGACAGCGAUCCAGGCAAAGGUAACUAUUGGACCCUCGACCCAAACUGCGAAAAAAUGUUUGAUAAUGGCAACUUCCGUCGCAAGAGGAAGAGAAAGUCUGACCCUCUGGCCGAAGACGAAGGAAAGAGUUAUUCCGGAACAGACUCUGAUCUCAACAGUCCCAAAGAUGACACAUCAGAAAGAGGAAACUCUCCCGUCACCACAAGCUCAACUCCCUGUCUCAAUGGCUUCAUAACUCAGAUGGGGGAUGUGGUUUCAGGCUCCGGUAGAGACACUCUCCUCCCGCUUUUGGAUGGAAGCCACAGAGCUUCUCCAACCGGGGUCCACGGGUCAUACUCUCCAAACGCUACCGUGCCACAAUGGGACACCCACAUCCCUCCCCCUCUUCAAUCCAACAUAUCCUCCUCACCCAAUCAGUACUCAAAUAGCUAUAGUGACUCCAUUCUCAACCAGUUCACCAGUCAGGCCUAUCCCAUGAUGGGCUCGUCUGACUUGCUGUAUGCGAGAGAGGGAACAGAGGUGUAGUGCCUAAAUGCUCUGGUGGACAAAAUGCUGUCGGGCAUCAACUGUUGGUGCAGUCACUUGGGAGAGCAGCUGGCCUACAUUGUGAGUCAAAUUCCCGCAGAAGUGUGGUGCAGAUCUGAGUGGAUGUGGAGGUGGUUAUCCUCUCUGUUGUGGCUCUUAGGCUCACUUGUUGACUCUUGGCUUUCUCUGUGCAGCUGAAAAACAAUGAUCCCAGAAAAUCUCCCAAUCUCAUUUGUUGUGUAUUUUUUGGAAAACAUUUCCAAACUGAAAGUUAAAUGAAUCUGAACGUUAAAAGAAAUGCACUGACUUUUGUCAUAAGUAUGAAUUUGUAUUCAUUUUGUCCGUUGUUUAAUAUUUUGUAUUUGUAUAUAUUUUGUGACUUAAAUUUAUAAUGUAUUUGCGAAAAUAAAACUGCAUCU